AUGCCACAGCAGGGCUCUAGACCAGUCGAGAUUCGCCCAAUCCCCAUUGCCAACGCAACCCAAUCUCAUCUGAUCAUCACCCCUCUGCCUUGCCCCCUGUCGCACAUCCCGCAUUCUUUCCUAUCCCUUGGGGAUCGACCGGGCUUGGAAACAAACGCCACCUGGUAUCCGCGCUGUGGCUGCCUCUUUCUCUCGUUCGUGUCUUUCAGUGACCGCCUCCCCCUUCCCAAGUCCACGUCUCCCGGUGGCACAGGGCCUGUAUGUAGUAGUAAAUCCAAAGUGCAAGUGGAGGAAGUACCUACGGAUUACAGUGCUAUCCAGGAGAUUCGAGAGGCUGCAAUUGCCAGUCCAUCGGCAUCCACCUACCCUGGGCCGCCCACCCCAGCGCCCAAUCCCAAUCUCAAUCCCCUCCUGUCGCCGUCCAAUCCUUUCUUGAUUCUUCCAGGCUUACCUACUCAUCAUCCUCCCCCCGACUUCGCUCGUGGCUCUUCCAAGGAGGCUGCCCAUCUGUGGAUUCCCCCCGUUUUCUUUUUUUCCCCUCCCGCUGCUGCGCUGCCGUGUCGUUCGUUACUCGAUACCCCCUGGCUCUCCAUUGAACAAGGAAACCGUUGGAGGAGAUAUUUCGGGACCCAAAGCCACACCCACCCGCCGUUGCAGCAAGCAGCAGCCAGCCAGUCACUUUGUUGGACACAACCACCACCCGCACCGAGUCUUGCUCUCUCUGCUUGCUGUGUUACCGCUGCCAACCUUGUGCACAUCCCUGAUCAUCCGCAUUGCUUGUGGCUUUUCAACUCAUUCUCCUGCCGCUCGCCCUCCUCCCCCCUACCCCGUACGCAAUUCAUUGGGUGCGACAGUCUUUGGGCUCGCGAGCCGCCCACCGAGAACGUUGAACCACAUCGAGCCUCGAAUUCGGGAAACUUGUCGAGAGACGAGAUUGGCCUGCGAGUUUAUGAGUCUUGGAAACAGGGCCACGGCCGCGCGCACUUGUCGUCGUUGACCGUCCUACACGCAUACUGUGGGAUCACCUUCGACGAGUCCACAUUCCAGUCCCUACUGUGA
Molecule: messenger RNA, 1059 nt
Organism: Colletotrichum lupini
Lineage: Eukaryota; Fungi; Ascomycota; Sordariomycetes; Glomerellales; Glomerellaceae
Exons: 6
Coding region: 1-1059 (352 amino acids)
Source: RefSeq, a predicted model, not a curated record